AUGCAACUCACACUUUUUACAACAUAUUUAUUAUGUAUGGGAAUAAAUAAAUGUCCAUCUAUUAUAACUUUUUCUGAAAAUUAUACAUCAUCAUGGAUGAUAUUCGAAGGAAAAGUAGAAAAUGAAAUAAAAAUGUCACGUUUAACUUUUCUUGUAUUUCAAACUACUAUUCUUUCACGUUCAAUUCAAUCAUUAAUUUAUCGACCAGUAGUACUUAUGCAUGGUAUUGUUGCAUCAGCUUCUGACAUGAAUGAACUUGCUGAUUGGCUUCGAAUGUCUUUUUCCGGUAUUUAUGUUGUAUCAAUUGAAAUCGGAAAUGGAUUUGAUGAUUCAUUUCUAUGGUCAUUAGAUAAACAAGUUGAAUAUUUUUGUACAAAAAUUCGUAAUGAUAUUAAUCUUCAACAAAGUUUUAAUAUGCUUGGAUUUUCACAAGGAAGUUUAAUUGUUCGUGGUGCUGUUGAACGAUGUUCAUUACCUGUUUAUAAUUUAAUCACAUUAAAUGGUCUUCAUCAAGGAAUUUUCGGUAUACCAUAUCUUCUUAAACUUCCAAUAUAUAUUCGUGAAUUAAUAACAAAAUAUGCGUAUGAAAAACAAAUUCAAAAUCGAAUUAGUAUUGCAAAUUAUUGGCGUGAUCCCACUCAAUUAAAUAAAUAUAUAACUGAUUGUCAUUUUCUUCCUGAUAUAAAUAAUGAACAUGAAAUACGUAAUGAAACAUAUCGUAUAAAUAUGUUAAAAUUAAAUGCAUUUGUUAUGACAUAUUCCGAUAUUGAUGAAGUUGUUACCCCAAAAGAAUCCGGUUGGUUUAUGGGUUAUAUUUCUCAAUCAUUAAAUAUUGAAACAUGGAAUAAUUCAAGACAAUUUCUAGAAGAUCUUAUUGGUAUGAGAACAUUAUGGGAACAAGGAAAAUUAUAUACAUUUAUAUCUCAUACACGUCAUCAAGAUACUCCACAUUUACCAAAUCGAGAAUUUUUUAUGAAAAAUAUUUUAUCAUUUUUUAAUAAUACACUUUUAUGA
This is a messenger RNA of Adineta steineri, 1014 nucleotides long. The record is from the annotation of a GenBank genome assembly. NCBI's taxonomy places the organism in Eukaryota, Metazoa, Rotifera, Eurotatoria, Adinetida, Adinetidae.